GAAAGUAUAAAAGUGUGUGUGAGUGUGAGUGUUUGUGGUGCAGUGGCUCAGUGGUUCAGCGGUGCACUAGUGCAGUUCAACAGCCCCCGGGCGCUGAAAAGUGUUUUUGUUGUUGUCGGCUAGAACUGUAAGUGAAGCUAGUGCCGGGCUCCAGCAGCAGGAGCAGCAGCUUUCGGGUAAAAGCGUUCGCCUUGCCUCGUUCCCGGCUUCGUGUGCAUCUGUAUCUGUGUCUCUAUUUGUGUGUGUGUCGGUCUCUCUGCGUGUGUGUGUGUGUGUGUAUCCUGCAGCAGCCACCGCAGCUCUGCAGCAACGAAAAUUGUGUCAGCAUCAGCAGCAGCAGCCACAGCCACAGCAACGAAAGCAGCAGCUUCUGCAGCAGGCCGUCUGGCAGGCGCCUGGUGUUCGCCUUCGAUGUUCAGCAACCGGUGUCACCAGUUUCAUCAGUUGUCCACCUAAGGUGUUGAACAUGCGAUUGUGAUGAUGCCGGUUCGCAGGACGAUUGCAUCAAUAUAAUUGGCUAUCCACACCACGUGCAGCGAGCAGGAUUCGCAACGCCAAAUUGAACGCAACAACGCUUCCAGAACCAAGCCAAUAGUCAAAGCACUUCCAAGCACAGAGCCAAGCCACAGAUAACAGAUAUCGCCAUGUUAUCAAUACACAAAUCGAUCACAUCCAUUGCUAGCUUCGCAAUAUUCUUACUAGUCGUCUAUGUGGUCACAUACACGCUGCAGUCGACAGACGCACAGGAUAGCAAAGAAUUCUCCUCCUACGCUUUUCAGUUCAAUGAGUCGAUAGAUCUCUAUGGCAGUGAGACGAGACACAGUCGACAACUGCGGCAGAUCGAGCAAAUCGACGAAGAUGAUCCCGACUUGAUAGCGAAAAAAGAAGAAAAUGAGGAGACUACAAUGUGCUCGCCGGGUCUCGUGUUGCCCUUGUGGUUGCCCCAAAAGAAUCUAUCGAUGGGAGAUCGUUGCAUACGCGGCUUCGUUUACUUCAUGUUAAUGAUCUAUCUGUUUGUUGGCGUCUCCAUCAUUUCGGAUCGAUUCAUGGGUGCCAUUGAGGCGAUCACUUCCAUUGAGCGGACGGUUAUGCUCAGAGCACCCGACGGCACCAAGCAGCCAAUGCGUGUCCGCGUCUGGAACGAGACUGUGGCCAAUCUGACGCUCAUGGCCCUUGGGUCAAGUGCUCCCGAGAUUCUGCUCUCCGUAAUUGAGAUCUAUGCCAAAAACUUUGAGAGCGGCGAUCUGGGACCCGGCACAAUAGUCGGCUCGGCUGCCUACAAUCUAUUCAUCAUCAUUGCCCUCUGCAUGGUGCUCAUUCCCACUGGGGAGAAGCGUCGUAUUAAGCAUUUGCGUGUCUUCAUCGUGACGGCAGUCUUCUCGAUAUUCGCCUACAUUUGGCUCUGGGUGAUCUUGUCGGUCAUAUCGCCGGGCAUUAUUGAGGUCUGGGAGAGUCUUAUCACUCUAAUUAUGUUCCCAGUCACUGUACUCUGGGCUUACAUUGCCGAGCGGCGGCUGCUGCUCUACAGGUACAUGAACAAAAAGUAUUCCGUGAAUAAGCGAGGCGUUGUUGUUGCUGGCGAGCAUGACAAGGACGAGGCAGAUGCCGAACUUGGUAGACGCGCCUCAGCUAUAGUCGCGCAACGAGACAAUGCCUACGAGGAUGCCAGAAGGGAAUAUAUCACAUUGUUGGCGGAAUUGCGUCAGAAGCAUCCGCAUGCGGAUCUCGAGCAACUCGAAAUGAUGGCUCAAGAGCAAAUGAUCUCACGCGGCACCAAAUCGCGAGCGUUCUAUCGCAUUCAGGCCACACGCAAGCUGGUCGGCAGUGGGAAUCUUAUGCGCAAGAUUCAGGAACGUGCCCACAGCGAUCUGAACGAGGUGAAGGCGCAACUGCAUCGCAUAGACGAUGAUGAUGACGAUGAUGAGCCGACUCGCAUCUACUUCGAGCCAGGACACUACACAGUCAUGGAGAACUGUGGCGAAUUUGAAGUCCGCGUUGUCCGUCGAGGCGACAUCUCCACCUACUCCACGGUGGACUUUGAGACAGAGGAUGGCACAGCCUCCGCAGGCUCUGAUUAUGUGGGCAAGAAAGGUACACUCACCUUUCCUCCUGGCGUCGAUGAGCAGCGCUUUAAGAUCGAGAUCAUUGAUGACGAUAUCUUUGAGGAGGACGAAUGCUUCUACAUACGUCUUUUUAAUCCAUCCGAAUUUGUUUCUAUCUGUGUGCCACAAAUCGCAACUGUUAUGAUUCUGGAUGAUGAUCAUGCCGGCAUAUUUGCCUUCGCCGAGGCAAGCUACGAGAUCUGUGAAUCCGUUGGAGUGUACGAGGUUGUCGUUAUGCGUUAUUCGGGCGCCCGAGGAUCGGUCAUUGUUCCCUAUUGGACAGAGGAUAUUACAGCUAUCGAUGGCAAACACUAUGAAGGAGCCCAUGGAGAACUGCAUUUUACCAACAAUGUUACAGAGCAACAUAUAUCCAUCAAGAUCAUUGAGGAGAGCUGCUAUGAGAAGAAUGUCAAGUUCAUUGUGCACAUUGGGACACCGCAAUUGGCGCCAGAUUCCGCUCACUACCAUGACACUAAUAAGGAAUCAUUUUUCCAUCGAUUCUUUGAAAAUCACACUGGAGAUCAUACUCACGAUGAAAUGAUAGAACAAAUCCAGGAGUUGGAGAAGAAGCCAUACAAAAAUCUAACCGAAUUGGAGCGUGUUAUGCUGUUGAGCAAGCCCCGAGCCGGAGAAGUGACCUCCGUUGAGGUGCAAAUACGAGAGAGCCAGGAAUUCAAAGCUACUGUGGACAAACUCGUUGCCAAAGCAAAUACAUCGGCCGUGCUGGGCACCUCCUCCUGGAAGGAACAGUUCAAGGAUGCACUCACCGUUAUUCCAGCCGAUGAAAGUGAAGUUGAUGGCGAUGACGGUGCGGAGGAGGAAAUACCUCGUUGUGUGGACUACAUAAGUCAUUUCGUGUGUCUGUUCUGGAAGGUGCUGUUCGCAUUCGUGCCGCCCACAGAUAUAUGCGGCGGCUAUGUCACCUUCGUCGUAUCCAUAAGCGUUAUUGGUGUGAUUACCGCAGUUAUUGGCGAUGCUGCCACCUAUUUUGGCUGUGCACUCAACGUCAAGGACUCGGUUACUGCCAUUUGCUUUGUGGCACUUGGCACCAGUAUACCAGAUACAUUUGCCAGCAUCAUUGCGUCGAAGCAGGACGAUAGUGCCGAUAACUGCAUUGGCAACGUAACUGGCAGCAAUGCAGUCAAUGUAUUCCUUGGCAUUGGACUGGCGUGGUCCCUGGCCUCAAUCUAUCACAUGGCGCAUGGCACAACCUUCAAUGUGGAGCCGGGCACCAUUGGCUUCGCUGUGGCGCUUUUUUGCGCCGAGGCAAUGAUCGCCAUUUCCAUCAUGAUGUAUCGACGCACUAAGAAAUCAAUUGGAGCCGAACUUGGCGGACCUGUCGCAUCGAAAUGGACUCACGCAUCGAUUCUCUUCCUACUGUGGGUCCUGUAUUUGACUAUAAGCACACUGGAAGCGUACCACGUCAUCAAGAUCUAAGCAGUAAAAAGCAGCUCUAUAUAGUAAAGCGAUGCAUCGAGAUACGAGUACUUUCAUUCAUUUUUUCAUUUUUAAGAAUUUGUUUUGCAACGUAAUCAAAUAUUAUUAAUACGAGUGUCGUUCUCUGCAAAAAUGCAAAUGCAUAAUACGCAAUAUACUAUAUUUAUGUAGAUCUGUAUGUACUUAUGUGUAUGUGCGUGUGUAUUGUGUGUGCAAUUGCAAUUGCGAUUUAUACUAUAUUGAUAAUUAGUCAAAUUUAUGUUAAUAUUAAAAAUUGUAAUUUGUAACUAGAUUACUCGAGCUAUUUUAAAGAAUUGAUGUAAUUAAUAUGCUUAUUGUAAAUACAAAGGCUGCCCGGGCUCGGCAAACAAGCAACGUGAUCAUUAUUAUCAUAAUUACUCUAUUAUUAUCAUUAUUAUUAUUAUGAUUAUUACAAUUAUGUUUUACAUCUGAAUGUUCUAGAGAUGAAAUAUCAUUCUUUUGUCAUUAUUAUCAUUGUUGUUGUUUGUUAUAGCUGUACUUAAUAUUUAAAAGAAAAAAACAACAAAGCAUAUACUAUAUGAAAAUAUGUCAAAUUUACAUGUUAAAUUGAUAAAUUGUUAUGCAUAAUUUACGUUUAAAAUGUCUCUCCAUUAAUUAUCGCGAUCAGCCAUUGUUAAUUUAAUAGAUGUGUAAGAAAAUGAAAGAUCAAAAUUUUUAAAUAUAUAUUUACUGUACGAUUCGAAAAGUUAAUCCCCCUACCUAACAUAUAUUACAGCUACUACUUCUACUACUAUCUCUAGUCAAAAAAAUUGAAAACGAAAAAAAAACUAAAUAAAACUCUUUUAACAACUCUUAUAA
Drosophila albomicans is the source of this 4379-nucleotide messenger RNA. It is a transcript of the gene Calx, whose product is annotated as sodium/calcium exchanger 1. The transcript has 12 exons. Lineage: Eukaryota; Metazoa; Arthropoda; Insecta; Diptera; Drosophilidae. The coding region runs from base 645 to 3539 and encodes 964 amino acids. Gene Ontology annotation, biological process: cell communication; calcium ion import across plasma membrane; sodium ion transmembrane transport. Gene Ontology annotation, cellular component: axon; sarcolemma; postsynapse. Gene Ontology annotation, molecular function: calcium:sodium antiporter activity. The record is from RefSeq and is a predicted model, not a curated record.